Messenger RNA from Cercocebus atys (sooty mangabey), 2320 nucleotides. It is a transcript of the gene TOM1L1, whose product is annotated as target of myb1 (chicken)-like 1. Gene Ontology annotation, cellular component: membrane; endosome. Lineage: Eukaryota; Metazoa; Chordata; Mammalia; Primates; Cercopithecidae. The transcript is spliced from 16 exons. Gene Ontology annotation, molecular function: clathrin binding; phosphatidylinositol binding; ubiquitin binding. Gene Ontology annotation, biological process: signal transduction. The record is from RefSeq and is a predicted model, not a curated record. The coding region runs from base 169 to 1596 and encodes 475 amino acids.
UCACGCUCGGUACCCGCGCCCCGCGGCGGCAGCGCACAACGCACCGCCUCCGCCAGAGCCAGGGAAGCGCUCGGGCGAAGAGGAGGAGCCAAGGGUAUCGAGCGGGUGGAGUCGGGAGCCAGAGAGCGGUGGAGGCGGAUUUCCUGGGCCCGGCCCUCUGGAGCUACCAUGGCGUUUGGCAAGAGUCACCGGGAUCCCUACGCGACCUCCGUGGGCCACCUCAUAGAAAAGGCUACAUUUGCUGGAGUUCAGACUGAAGAUUGGGGCCAGUUCAUGCACAUCUGUGACAUAAUUAACACUACCCAGGAUGGGCCAAAAGAUGCAGUGAAAGCUUUGAAGAAAAGGAUUUCCAAAAACUACAAUCAUAAAGAAAUCCAACUUACCUUGUCACUUAUUGACAUGUGCGUGCAGAACUGUGGUCCAAGUUUCCAGUCUCUGAUUGUGAAGAAGGAAUUUGUUAAAGAGAAUUUAGUUAAGCUACUGAAUCCUAGAUACAACUUGCCAUUAGACAUUCAGAAUAGAAUCUUGAAUUUCAUUAAGGCUUGGUCACAGGGUUUCCCAGGAGGUGUGGAUGUAAGCGAAGUCAAAGAAGUAUACCUCGACCUGCUUAAGAAAGGCGUUCAGUUUCCUCCCUCAGAAGCAGAGGCUGAAACAGCAAGACAAGAGACUGCUCAAAUCUCAUCAAAUCCUCCAACAUCUGUCCCUACUGCACCAGCUCUUUCUUCUGUAAUUGCUCCAAAGAACUCGACUAUUACAUUGGUCCCAGAACAGAUUGGAAAAUUGCACAGUGAAUUGGAUAUGGUGAAAAUGAAUGUGCGAGUGAUGUCCGCCAUAUUGAUGGAGAAUACGCCUGGGUCUGAAAACCAUGAAGACAUAGAGCUUCUGCAGAAACUCUAUAAAACAGGUCGGGAGAUGCAGGAAAAAAAAAAAAAAAAACUUGUGGUGGUGGAGAAUGAAGAUGUAACUGUUGAGCUAAUUAAAAAAAAAAAAAAAAAGAAUAAUGCCAUCCUUGGAUAUGAGAGAAAAAAAAAAAACCAACAAAGGAUUUUGGAGCAAAAUAACCAGAAGGAAGCAAAAAAAAAAACCAGUGAGCCUUCUGCCCCAUCUCAAGAUCUCCUCGACCUAAAAAAAAAAAAAAAAAAACCUAGGGACACUCUGGGAGAACUCAACACCAUGAAUAAUCAACUUUCAGACUUAAAUUUCAGCUCUCCAAGUUCUGAUGUAACAAACAACUUAAAACCCAGUCUUCAUCCACAGAUGGACUUGCUAGCCUUGGAGAAUACAGAAUAUCCUAGGUUUUCCCAAAGGAUCAGCCAAAACCUCACCUCAAGCCACGCAUAUGAUAACUUUCUGGAACAUUCAAAUUCAGUGUUUCUACAGCCGGUUAGUCCACAAACCACUGCAGCAGCACCAUCAAACCAGAGUCUGCCACCUUUGCCCAGCAAUCAUCCAGCGAUGACAAAAAGUGAUCUCCAGCCACCUAAUUACUACGAGGUAAUGGAGUUUGAUCCCUUAGCUCCUGCUGUCACUACAGAAGCUAUUUAUGAAGAAAUUGAUGCUCACCAGCACAAAGGAACUGAAAAUCAUGGUGACUGAGAAGAAAGUGGAUGAUCAGCUCACUAGCCACAUCAAAGGUGCCAACUCUCUAAAGGGUAGACUGUGCAGCUUUGAAGCCUGGAAGACAAUACCUGCCACCAUGUCAAAGCCACGCUGGAACAUUUCUGCUAUGAUGAUGAUUAAAUAGAAGAAUAACAGUUCCAGGAUAACACUGAUUCCUGACAACAGCGUGAGAUUUCAACAGAACUUCUUGGGAACAAAUACUCACUUAAAACUUCAGCAGCAGAAAAAUUACUUAGUCCUUAGGCCAACCAAUUUAACUGCAGUGUCAUAUAUUUCACAGGCCCUCCUACAUUUAGAAAUCGUCACACAGGUGUGAUAAGAGUAGAUUAUUUUACUACAAAAUAAUUCUGAAUAGAUGAAAGCAUAAAAUGUGAGAAAUUGAAUGUAUUAUUCAGGAAGAAUACUGAGUGCCUUCAUUUAACUAAAGUUGAAUGUAAAAGUCAAUUUGCACUUCUUUAUAAUCCUCUGGUUUAGAACUGUAAAUUGUUAAAACCUUGAUGAUUGUCAUUUAAUUGUAUUUCAGGUGUCCUGAACAGGUCACUGGACUCUACAUUGGGUGGCCUUGAAAUAUGAUUCUUUGUAAUGCUAAAUAGUCUUUUUUUCUCUUUUUACUGCAACUUAACAUUUCUAUUUGGAACACAGAAAAUGAAAAUAUUUAGAAUAAGUUGUACAUUUGAUGACAAAUAAAUCACUAUUAAAA